Ceratina calcarata is the source of this 3471-nucleotide messenger RNA. RefSeq names its product tubulin folding cofactor D (gene TBCD). Gene Ontology annotation, biological process: adherens junction assembly; tubulin complex assembly; bicellular tight junction assembly. Lineage: Eukaryota; Metazoa; Arthropoda; Insecta; Hymenoptera; Apidae. Gene Ontology annotation, cellular component: lateral plasma membrane. Gene Ontology annotation, molecular function: GTPase activator activity; beta-tubulin binding. The coding region runs from base 1 to 3471 and encodes 1156 amino acids. The transcript is spliced from 8 exons. The record is from RefSeq and is a predicted model, not a curated record.
AUGGUGUUGAAUGAUUGCCCGGACUCAGAAGUAAUUGGUUGCGGAUUCAGUGCUUUCAAAGAAAUUGACGAAGUCAGUUCGUUGAUCGCCGAACUGAAGAAACCUGAUCUCUCCUCAAGCCUCAUCGAGAAGAACCGAGAUCGAUUCAAUUUCAUUCUAUCGCAGUAUCAGGAUCAGAGACAGUUACUGGAUCCUUAUUUGGAUGAUAUUUUACAACCUCUGAUCAGUAUCUGCAGGGACGAUGGUUCUACAGAAAGUAUGCGGCACAAUGCCUUCAAGUAUAUCUUUAUCGUUAUGUCCGUCAAAACGUACAAGAACAUCGUCACAUAUCUUCCGCACGAGGUGACAGAUCUCCUGCCUGUUCUGCGUAUGCUGGAGAAACAAGAUCCAAAUGACGUGGAAACAUGGGAAACCCGAUACGUGCUUCUAAUUUGGCUGUCGAUAAUUUCAAAGAUACCCUUCCCACUGUCACGGCUAGAAGUUUCAGAUAUAAGUGCAGAGCAGUCAAUAAUAGGCAGAAUUUUAAAGAUAUGCAAAUUGUAUUGCCUGACAACGGAUGCUUGCGCGGUAGCUGCAGUCUUUUUAAUUGCCAGCUUCCUAACACGAUCGGAUGUUAAGAAAUUAUAUUUGGAAGAAACUAUAAAAUGGAGUUUGCAAUGUGCAGAGGAUGACCCGUUCCGGCACGGUUCCUUAGCAGUCAUAGCAGCGAUAUUAAAGCACAGUGCGAGAGAGGAUGUCAAGCCGUACACGCAGAUGAUUUUAGAUAAAAUCUUGCAACUUCAUCUGAACGACAAUCCUGCUGAUCUCGUUCGGAAGUACGGUAUAAAGGUUGUACAGAGAAUUGGACUAGUGUUACUAGGAACCAAACUGGCUUCGUGGAGGUACCAAAGAAUUAGCAGACCUAUUUGCCUAGCAGCGUCUAAUGUUAAGAACAUGGAAGUUGAUAACACCCAAACUAUACUAGAAGAUGUUAAAAAUGAGAUUCCAUUGAAUCAUGAAGAUCAGGACAUCCCACCAGUGAUAGAAGAUAUAAUAGAACAGUUGAUACAAGGCCUCAGAGAUAAAGCGAUUACGAUACGAUGGUCGGCGGCGAAAGGAAUCGGUAGAAUAACCGCGAGAUUACCGAUGGAUUUAGCGGAUGACGUCUUAGGAUUCGUGUUGAACGUGUUUUCUGGCAGAGAAUCGGAUUCCGCUUGGCACGGUGGUUGCUUGGCAUUGGCAGAACUAGGGAGACGCGGACUUCUUUUACCUUAUCGAUUGAACGACGUGAUACCAGUUGUUCUCCAAGCUCUAGUAUUCGAUGAACUGAGAGCUUACGGAUCGAUCGGUUCCUCGAUCAGAGAUGCCGCGUGUUACAUUUGCUGGUCAUUUCCUAGAGCGUACGAUCCUGACAUAAUUCAACCGUACGUUCAGAAAAUAGCAGCCACGUUGUUGGUCGUCACUUGCUUCGAUAGGGAAAUUAAUUGUAGAAGGGCUGCUUCCGCAGCGUUCCAAGAAAAUGUAGGAAGGCAGGGAAAUUUUCCUCACGGCAUCGAAAUACUUACUAUUGCUGAUUAUUUUGAAGUCGGUGUUAGAAACAAUGCGUACUUAAAGAUCAGUUCGCAAAUUGCGCAAUAUGAAGAGUACACAAAGCCUUUGAUCGAUCAUCUGAUCGCGAUGAAAGUUACGCAUUGGGAUACGGCGAUCAGAGAACUAUCGGCUAAAGCUCUUUUCAAUUUGACGCCGAUCGAUCCAGUUUAUAUGAAGAAUACAGUUUUACCGAAACUGUUGGACAUGCUGGAUUCCAUUGAUUUAAACGUUAGACACGGCUCAGUAUUAGCUAUCGCGGAGAUUCUCGAAGCGUUGUGCAAUUGUUGUAACGAGAAAAUCGAAAACGUAAUCGGACCGUCGGCUGUAGAAGACGUGAAAGAUAUAGUCAGCACGUUUAGGAAAAGAGGACAGUUCAAAGGUUUGGGAGGUGAACUGAUGAAACAAGCGUGCGCCGUUUUGAUCAAGAAGUGUUCCGUCGUUCAUUUCCCGAUUUCCAGAGAAAUCAUUGAUGAUUGGCAAACUCUUCUGGAGGAAUGUUUAGGUCACGAAGUUUUUGCAGUGAAAAUGAAAGCGGCUGAAGCGCACACAGAAUUUUUCCGAAAGUAUUACGCGAAUAUGGACAAUUCAGAACGCGACAUCGUUAUCAAUCGUUACCUAGAUAACUUACAAUCGAACAAUCAACUUAUCCGAAUAGGUUUCACACAAGCCAUAGGCUACUUUCCUCUGUUUAUAAUUUGCGAAAGGGUGAAGGAUAUAAUAGAAGCACUUAUUAAAUGUACACAAAUAUCGGAAAGCACAUUGAAAUGGGCAGAGAGUAGGAAAGAAGCUAUAUAUGCACUGAUCAAGAUUUGCCAAACGCUAGGUGCAAAAGAAGCAGACAAGUGGAGCGUGUAUGUUCGCGAUUUAUAUGACUGUUAUUUACAAUCUCUGAAAGAGUAUACUAUAGACAGUCGUGGAGAUAUUGGUGCCUGGGUGCGAGAAGCAGCGAUGACUGGUUUACAUACGUUAACGAACUUGGUGUUGCAAGCAAAACUAUUUUCUGUGUUAGACGAAGAGCUAAUGGCAAAUAUAAUUGGAGGAAUCGCGCAACAAGCCGUUGAAAGGAUCGAUGGAAUUCGAGCACAAGCGGGAACCGUGUUCAGCGCUCUUAUCCACAGCCAUCCUCCUUUACCAAACAUUCCAUACCACGCUGAAUUAAAAAAUAUUUUCCCUUACAACGAGUGCAAACAGGAUAUAGAAUGGCGAAUGGAGUCUGCCACCUUUCCACGAUUCGUUCGAAUGUUAUCUUAUCCUCCUUAUACGAUGAACCUUUUGCGAGGAAUUAUAUUUAGCGUCGGUGGCUUAAGUGAAUCUUUGGUCAAGUAUUCCAGUGUUUCCUUGUUCUCUUAUUUACAAGAGAUAGAUGAAGAAGGCCUACGAAGCCUUUGCCAUAAGAUUUUAAACAUCUUCGAAGAGAAUCACAAGAACGAAAGAAUGAUCACGUCGAUUCUAGCUUUUCUCGAUCGCUUACUCAGUUCCGGUUGUAUUCAAAUCGUCCUCGACGAUUCGCAGAACGGAAUUGCCGAACAGAUUUUGAUGCUACUUAAACGAGAGAUUCACAAUACGGGUAACACUAAGUUGUUAAUUAGCAGUAUGAACGUAUUUUGUCAACUCUUACAGAUACAUGGACCAGUUGCGAAGAGAGCGUUUUGUCAACUGAGCAUUUUUCUCUGUCACAAGUUCAAAUGUAUACGAAAAGUAGCCGCGACGAAAACGUACGAGGCUUUAACGCUCUAUGGGGAGGAAAUGGAUGUACCAGAACAAGAUUUGAUGAAAAUAUUGGUCGUAUUAAAUGAAACCGACUGGGAGCAAUCGGUAUCUGAACUGAGACCGACGAGAAAUCAUCUUUGCGAUUUAAUGAAAGUUUCUGCUCCCGUUUUGCAAAAUAAACUUGCGAACUGA